Molecule: messenger RNA, 600 nt
Organism: Gongylonema pulchrum
Lineage: Eukaryota; Metazoa; Nematoda; Chromadorea; Rhabditida; Gongylonematidae
Source: the annotation of a GenBank genome assembly
GUACAAUGUUCACAAUCUCGUUAUGGUGGACAUUUAUCAAUUCGCGUUGAUCCGCUUCGCACAGGACUAAAAUUUAUGGUUGCGCAUACGGUAUCCCAGAAAAGCAAAGAAUACAAUCGUGAUGAAGUGGAAAAGGAAUUAGCAAAACUUAGAGAGCAAGAAAAUGAGGUGAAAACUGCUCGUGAAAACUUGUGCAGCGAUGAAAAAACAAUUGCAAAAGGGCGCGAAAGAUGUCGCAGAAAAAUGGAUGAAUUUUUGAAAAAGAAGGGAACACGUAACGUCAUUGAGCAGCAAUUGCGAUCAAAGCUAGCAAAAUUGCAUGUCAUGGAAAAGAAUAAACCCGAUUUGGACACCGCCAAAGAAACGCUGGAGAACGCAAACACGAAAAUCAUUGAUGAUACAUUUCUGCGCGCCGGAAAAAUUGCGGCGCUUCUGAGAAGAAAUAAAGCACAAAUCGCGAGCGCAUUCUGUGCAUUUUUGGAAAUGAGAGCAGCCAACGUAAAGUGUAAAGAAUUCAUGGAACGGGUGGAGCAGUUUAAAAUAGAAUAUGAUUGUGCUUGGGUUAGUCGUUUGAAAUUUUUGAAACUUUUUUUGUGGUGA